This is a messenger RNA of Dermatophagoides pteronyssinus (European house dust mite), 1382 nucleotides long. Its product is annotated as solute carrier family 41 member 1-like. Gene Ontology annotation, biological process: monoatomic cation transport. Gene Ontology annotation, cellular component: plasma membrane. Gene Ontology annotation, molecular function: monoatomic cation transmembrane transporter activity. The record is from RefSeq and is a predicted model, not a curated record. Lineage: Eukaryota; Metazoa; Arthropoda; Arachnida; Sarcoptiformes; Pyroglyphidae.
UUGGAUUGUAAAUUGAUUAGACAAAAAUGAUUGAAAAUAUCGAACAUCAACAUGGUGGUGGUGGCUAUCAGGCACAAAAUUCAUGGACAAUUUUCCGCCAAAUGAUAAUACCGUUUUUCCUAUCCGGUUUAGGUUGUGGUUUGGCCGGUAUUGUUUUGAAUCAUGUUGCUGAAUGGCCCGUUUUCAUUGAUAUACCACAAAUAUCAAUAAUGGUACCAGCAUUUAUCGGUAUGAUUGGUAAUAUUGAAACAACAUUAGCAUCACGUCUGUCGACUAAUGCUAAUCUUGGUCGUAUGGAUACAUGGAAAGAUAUUGGUCAGGUUGUUGGUGGAAAUUUCCUAGUUAUUGAAUGUCAAUCAAUAUUAAUGUCAUUAUUUGCUGCAUUUAUGUCAUUAUUAAUAUCGACAAUUCGUGAAACAACUCGUGAUAAAAUCACAUUAGAAACAACAUUUAUUUUAUGCGCCGGUUCUGUAAUAUCAUCAAUUCUGGCGAAUACAUUGAUUGCAUCAAUAGUUACCAUACUAGUUAUUAUUGGUCGUCGUAUUAAUAUUAAUCCAGAUAAUAUAUCUGCACCGGUUGCGGCAUGUAUGGGUGAUGCAUCAACAGUAGCAAUUCUUGCCAACAUCAAUAGUUUACUAUAUAGUCAGAAUCCAAAGAAUCAGCUAUAUAUUUCAGUAACGAUUCUUGCCAUAACAGUUUUGAUUAUGGCACCUGUAUUUAUUUAUUUAGCACGUCAUAAUAAUUCUACACGUUCGGUUAUAUAUUCUGGUUGGAUACCACUGUUAGCUGCUAUACUUUUAUGUAAACCAGCCGGUUUAAUAAUGGAAUUAUCAAUGGAACAAUGGCCAGUUAUAUCAACAUUUUUUCCAUUAGUUGAUGGUGUUGGUGCACAAGCUGCCGGCCUACAAACAAGUCGUAUUUCAACAUUUUUACAUUCAACAUCACAAAUGACAAAAACGAAACAAGAUUCUUCAUCAACUGAACUUCAACAACAACAAGAGCGACAAACAACGAAAAAAUGGUUUUUUAGUCCAUUACAUGUAUUCUUUUCGAAAGAAUUACAUUCAAAAUUAGUAAGAAUGUUAACAUUCAUAACACCAAUAUCACAUUUAAUAUUUUUAUCAAUUAUAUUCGGUGUACAACAUUUAUUAAAUGAACCAUCAUUUCAUUUUACAAUAGCAUUUAUUCUAACACAUUUAAUAGCUGUAUUUUUACAAAUUAUAAUAUUAUUAUAUUUAUCUUAUUUGGCUGUAUUUUGGACAUGGAAUCAUGGUAUAAAUCCAGAUAAUUCUGUAAUGCCUUUAGCAACAACAUUAUCCGAUUCAUUAGGUAUUUGUUUUAUAACUAUUGGUUUUCACCUGUUGAAUUUAUUUAAUGAUAUU